AUGUCCAAGUCCAAGUCCUCCUCGAAGUCGUCUUCGAAGGAGCUGGCACCGGCACAGCCGACGGAUGCACCCGAGGAAGACCCCGAGGAAAAGGAAAGGCGACUGCAGGAAGAGGAGCGAUUGCGUCAAGAGGAGUUGCUGAAGCGGCUGGAAACUUCGGGGAGCAUUUGUGCCGGAAUUGCAGGCGUGAAUGGCCAGUGUCAUGGCGAGAUGCUACUUCUGGAGGCGGACGAAUGUCGACGCACCUACUGGGUGGCCUCGGGCAAGCGUGAGCCCUCGCAGUAUUGGUUUUCGGGGCCUUCCCUGGCGUCCCCACGCUGGAACUGCAGUGCUGCUUGUUUGGGUGAUGGGCGGAUUCUCGUGGUCGGUGGGUUCGACGAGUUUGGAUUGGCCGUGGACACAACCGAGGUCGUGGACAUCGUGACUGGAGAGGUAUCUUUCGGCCCGCGCCUGACGAUGCCGCGGGCAGGCUGCGCUGCGGUCGCCUUGCCGCUUCCCAUUCAGGAGGAGGAGCCGGAGGUGGAAGGGGAAGAUGAGGAGCAGGAAGAGGAGGUUUGGAUGCCCUGGGUCAUAGUCAUCGGUGGCUAUGGCGCAGAUGCCGGACAGAGCACGGAGGUCCUGAGUGUCCAGGCGAGGGGUGACGAAGACGAAGAGCAGGAUCAGGAGGAAAGAGGCGGAUACAGCCCGACCCGGACCAAAGCUGCGCUCACGGAGGGUAUGGCGAAAGGCACCUCAUCGUUGCUGGUGGGUUUGACGAGAAAGCCGGGCAUGUUUCAAAAGGGACUGAUGAGAAGCUUAGGUGUCAACUCCACCGAGAUACUUGAUUUGUUCCAGCUCAAGUCAGUCGCCUAUGCUUCCGACUGUCGGAAGGAGUGCAGCCUUCCUGAAGACUGCAGACUGCAGAUAGAUCGCAUUGUUCAGUUCGGAACAGAACCUUGGGCCACUGUGAGGCGGACGAGCUGGAACAGUGAGAACGAAGACGAGGCCAUUAGUUGGACUGCGCUUGGAGCUUUAGUUUCCGGUAUGGUGGUCGCAGGUUCGCAAGAUCGUAGCCGCAGCCCCCGGAAAGCUGAUGACGCGAAGAUCAUCGAUGGGCGCCGCAUUGCUGCAGCCUUGAGUGAAGAUGUGAAGGCAGCUACCACGGAGCUCUAUGCCAAGUACGGGGUGACUCCAGGCCUCGCCAUCAUCGAGGUGGGAAAUCACAGCUUCGGCCAGCUCAUUGAUUGCAUGAGGCCAGAAAAAAUGGACGACCAGAAGAUCAACUUGUCCAAUUUCGCAGAGCUGAAAGCAAAGAUGGCAGAGAGAUGCGGCAUGCAUGCACAGAUCUUGCGUUUCAGCGAGACAGUGCAGCAAAGUCGGCUGCUGAAGAUCAUCAGCGACCUGAUGGCGGAUGACAGCAUCCACGGCAUUGUGGUGGAGCUGCCCUUGCCACAACAUUUGAACGAGGUCGCCAUCCUGCAAGCGAUCGGUCCAGCGAAGGACGUGGAUGGCCUGUCCUUCUCCAACAUGGGCCGUGUCCUGGCCGCAGGUGGCUACAAGUUCGGAGCAGAGCCAGAGGCCCGACCAACUGUGCCAAUGGGCGUCAUGGAGCUCCUCCUCCGAUCACAAGUAGAACUCCACUCCAAGCAUGCCGUGGUGCUGGGCCGCUCCAGCACCGUGGGGUCUCCCAUCGCCGCACUGCUCACUGCCCACGACUGCACUGUCACGACGUGCCACAGUCAAACCGCCAACCUGCAGGAGCACGUCAAGCAAGCGGACAUUUUGAUUUCCUGUGCUGGACGGCCUGGCCUGGUACGAGGCGACUGGAUCAAGCCCGGCGCGGUGGUGAUCGAUGUUGGCAUGAACGUCGUCCCUGAUGCUCAGAAGGGCCAGCGCAUGGUUGGAGAUGUGUGCUUCCAGGAGGCCUUGCAGAAAGUGUCCAAGAUAACGCCAGUGCCAGGGGGUGUGGGCCAGAUUUCCUUUGCCAUUCUCCUGCGGAAUGUGCUGAACUUGGCCCGUCGGGCCAUGAGCCUGACAAGGAUAGGUAUCGGCCCCAGUGGACACGAGAUGUUCAGGUGCGCGGACACGUUGCGGUUUCCGGAUAUCGGACUGAAGGUUCCCCGGGUGCUUCUGCCACGGAAAGGCCUCGACCUGACCAAGUGGUGCGUGGUCGCAUGCGACCAGUACACGUCCCAGCCGCAGUACUGGAAGGACGUCAAGCAGCUUGUCGGAGACUCCCCGUCUACGCUGAACUUGAUAUUUCCGGAGGUGUACCUGGGUGAUGCAAAAACAAACCAGCAGAUCAUCCGCGGUAUCAGGGACAAAAUGCACGAGUACGACAGAGACCGUGUUCUGGUUCCACAGCAUCCAGGCUUCGUCCUUCUGGAUCGGAAGACUCCCGUUGUCAACAGUCGCAAGGGUCUGCUGGUUGCCCUGGAUCUGGAAAUGUACAGCUUCGCAAAGGGCUCCCAAAGCUUGAUUCGUCCCACCGAGAAGACGAUUCCUGAACGACUCCCCCCACGCAUUGCUAUUCGGGAGCAGUCGCCCCUCGAGCUGCCUCACAUCCUUGUGCUCAUUGACGACCCGAAGAAGACAGUGAUCGAGCCACUCUUCGAUCGAUGCGCUGACUUCCCCAAGCUCUACGAUUUCGAGCUGAUGAAAGGCAGCGGACAUCUGAAGGGGUUUCAUGUGGCACAGAGUGAUGCUGUGGAAGGGGUGGUGCGGGCACUGCGGGCUUUGGCCAACCGAGACGCCUUUGUCGAGCGCUAUGGUGCCAGCAAAGACCAAGAGGUGAUUCUUUUCCCAGUGGGCGAUGGAAAUCACUCGCUGGCCACAGCUAAGCAGUGCUGGGAGAACCUCAAGAAGAAGGGUGCAGACCCCGAAGAUCAUCCAGCGCGCCAUGCAUUGGUGGAACUGGUCAACAUCCACGACCCAGGAAUGACCUUUGAGCCCAUCCACCGAUUAGUUUUCAAUGUUGACGUCAAGAAGGCUUUGGCAGACUUCGAGAAGAAACUGCUUGAGCUUGGCUGUGGCCCUGUGCAGAUUUCUGAUAGUUUGCGCAACGCCCCACAGCAGCAAGGCUCCCAGCACAUCGAGUUCCGGAGCAAGCACACCAGCGGAGUUCUCACCGUCCUGAACCCCAACCUUGUACUUGAGGCGGCCACCCUCACAAGCUGGCUCGACCCUUUCCUGGCCGAAAACCCUAAGGCUUCAGUUGACUAUGUGCACGGCGAGGAGGUGAUUGCAGAAAAGACCGCAGAGGAUGGAACUUUGGCUUUUCUCUUGCCUAUCAUGGACAAGAACGACCUGGUGAAGACUGUCGUCAAAGAAGGUGUGCUUCCCCGCAAGACUUUCUCGAUGGGAGCAGCUGAUGAGAAGCGCUUCUACUUCGAAUGCCAACAAAUCGUCAUUUCUUCGCCGAGGGAUCUUGCACGGGCGUGGUUUGAGCCGGGGCCAUCAAUGAUGGAGUGGCGUGCGGCUUGCACAGCGGUUACUGUCCCGAAGAAGGACAACCACCCUCAAGAUCGAGUUUGGAUCAUUGGAGGAGUCAAUGAACGCAGUGAACGUUUAAGGACAACAGAAUGGCUGGAUGUGGUCCAGGUGGAGCGAAGAGUCCCAAGGCCUCGAUCUCAGGAGAGCGAGGACAAGGCGGACGAGAAGCCACAAGAAGUAGUCGAAGCAGCUCCUCACGGAGAAGAGUCAGAUGCCAAUGCUCCCAAGCCUGAAGAAGGCGAGGCCGAGCCAACGCCGAAAGCAGGCGAAGAGGACGAAAAUGACGACGACGCCGAUGAGGCUUACUCAAGUACGCUGCCCACCAAGGAUAUGCCCGCAGACGCAGAUGAUGCAGAGACCUCCAUCAUCACGGAAGCCUUUCAGCCGGGCCCUUCUCUCGCUUCGGCUCGUUCCGGCUUGGCUGCGGUGCGGCUGAGCGACACAGUGGUGCUGAUUGCCGGAGGCAUUGGCGCAGAUGGCGAGCUACUAGAUACCACGGAGUUCUACGACUUCGAUGGUCGCAAAGAUGAAAUGCAAGAAGGGCCCCUCCUAUCCUGGGGCUGCAACAGUGAGGUUGGCUUCAGCUACUUCGCAGCUUCGCGAGCAGCGUAG
Symbiodinium sp. CCMP2592 is the source of this 4083-nucleotide messenger RNA. The record is from the annotation of a GenBank genome assembly. Lineage: Eukaryota; Dinophyceae; Suessiales; Symbiodiniaceae.